Messenger RNA from Morone saxatilis (striped sea-bass), 993 nucleotides. RefSeq names its product trace amine-associated receptor 13c-like. Bases 1 to 993 code for a protein of 330 amino acids. Gene Ontology annotation, molecular function: trace-amine receptor activity. The transcript is spliced from 2 exons. Lineage: Eukaryota; Metazoa; Chordata; Actinopteri; Moronidae. The record is from RefSeq and is a predicted model, not a curated record. Gene Ontology annotation, biological process: G protein-coupled receptor signaling pathway. Gene Ontology annotation, cellular component: membrane.
AUGGAGACUCCAGAAGGAGCUGAACUCUGCUUUCCACAACUUCUUAACCUUUCCUGCAGGAAACCCAUGCCGCCUCAGUCUGAUGCCAUGCUGGUUUACAUUCUGCUGACCUCUAUCUCUCUGCUCACUGCAGCUCUCAACCUGCUGGUCAUCAUCUCAAUCUCCCACUUCAGGCAGCUCCAUAGCCCCACCAACCUCCUCAUCCUCUCCCUGGCAGUCUCAGACUUCCUUGUGGGCCUGCUGCUAAUGCCGGUGGAAAUCCUUUUCACAGAGACCUGCUGGUUCCUGGGUGACCUCAUGUGUGCUCUGUAUUAUUAUGUAGAUUUUAUUAUUACUUCUUCUUCAGUUGGAAAUAUGGUGCUCAUAUCAAUUGAUCGUUAUUUGGCUAUUUGUGAUCCUCUACAUUACACCAGCAGAGUUACACUGGAAAGAACAAAAAUCUGUGUUUGUCUGUGCUGGAUCUGUCCUAUUUUCUAUAAUAGUCUAAUUUUAAAGGACUUCCUGAGGCAACCUGAUUCUCAGAAUUCCUGCUACGGAGAGUGUGUUGUGGUCCUUAACUAUAUCACAGGAGUUGUUGACUUUAUCUUUACCUUUAUUGGCCCUAUUACUGUCAUCAUAGUUCUGUAUAUGAGAGUAUUUGUGGUGGCUGUGUCUCAGGCUCAAGCUAUGCGGUCCCACAUCACAGCUGUCACACUCCAGGGUUCAGUACGUGUAACUGCUAAGAAAUCUGAGGUGAAAGCAGCCAGAACACUUGGUGUUGUAGUGGCUGUGUUUCUAACAUGUUUCUGUCCAUAUUACUCUCCAUCCUUUGUAGGCCAGGAUAUUGAAGACAGUAGUUCAUCCUCGCCUUUUGUAGUCUGGCUGCUGUAUUUUAAUUCCUGUCUGAACCCGAUUAUCUAUGCCUUUUUUUACCCCUGGUUUAGAAAAUCUAUUAAACUCAUGGUUACACUUAAGAUACUGCAAACUGACUCCUGUGAUGCUAACAUGCUGUAG